UAUUGCAGAUUGUAAACAGCAAUGGAGUGAAAAGACUGCACAAAAGAGUAGAACAAUCCAUGCUGAGGUACUCUACUCUUGAAAGAAGAGGCCUGGGAGUGGCUAAGCUGAGUAACGAGAUCCGGCGAUCAGACAGCCAGCCCUCCGGCGACUACGAGCCGCUGAACGAGGGCUGCGAGGCGCACUGGGAGGUCGUGGAGCGCAUGCUGUUCCUCUACGCCAAGCUAAACCCCGGCCAGGGCUAUGUGCAGGGCAUGAACGAGAUCAUAGGGCCCAUUUACCACACAUUCGCGACUGACCCCAAUUCUGAAUACCGACAACAUGCUGAAGCAGACUGCUUCUUUUGCUUUACCAACUUGAUGUCCGAAAUUCGUGACUUUUUCAUUCGCACCCUCGAUGAGACUGAAAGUGGCAUUAACUACAUGAUGAACCGACUCUGUGACUGUGUGAAAAAGAAUGGGCCCCAAGUUUGGCAUCGAAUGGAAGUGCAGGAGCUUAAACCCCAAUACUAUAGCUUCCGGUGGAUAACCUUACUGCUGUCUCAAGAGUUUUCUCUGCCAGACGUAGAAAGACUGUGGGAUUCCUUAUUCGCAGACCCGAUGAGAUUUGAUUUUCUUAUAUACAUUUGCUGUGCCAUGAUUUUACUCGUGGAAGACAGUUUGCUCAAGGGUGACUUCGCGUCAAACGUCAAACUGCUCCAAAACUUCCCGCCCAUGGACGUCUCGCUUAUACUGAACAGGGCUGUUGAGAUAUCGCACAGAUAAUACGCAACUGUUAAUUUGAGCGGCUACCGCAAAAACCGAAAUUCGCAAAUUGCGGGGAUCUUUCUCUUUUACUCCAACGAAGGCGUAAUUA
This is a messenger RNA of Cydia fagiglandana, 855 nucleotides long. Its product is annotated as TBC1 domain family member 13-like. Bases 60 to 764 code for a protein of 234 amino acids. Gene Ontology annotation, molecular function: GTPase activator activity. The transcript has 5 exons. The record is from RefSeq and is a predicted model, not a curated record. Gene Ontology annotation, biological process: intracellular protein transport; activation of GTPase activity. Lineage: Eukaryota; Metazoa; Arthropoda; Insecta; Lepidoptera; Tortricidae.